Molecule: messenger RNA, 1267 nt
Organism: Oldenlandia corymbosa var. corymbosa
Lineage: Eukaryota; Viridiplantae; Streptophyta; Magnoliopsida; Gentianales; Rubiaceae
Source: the annotation of a GenBank genome assembly
UGGUAAUGAUUAAAUUCUUUAUUUGCCUUUCAAGAAAGAUAGUUUAUGUAAUAAAAAAGAGCUUGCUUUGGAAUCCAUUGCAAUAUUGCUACCACUUACAACUAUAAAAGGGGAAGAAAGUUCUAUACAAAUUUACAAUUUCAAACCACACAUCAAAAUCCAAAUCACAGAAGGACAGAUUGCGAGAAUGGCCGAGGGAAAUGAGAAAGUAGUUCUUCAUGGAAUGUGGGGAAGCCCUUAUGUGAAAAGGGUAGAAUUAGCUCUGAAAAUCAAAGGGAUUCCAUUUGAGUAUGUGGAAGAAGAUUUGAGCAACAAAAGUCCAUUGUUGCUUCAAUACAAUCCAGUUCAUAAAAAGGUUCCGGUUCUUGUUCACAAUGGAAAACCAAUGUGUGAAUCACUGGUCAUUCUUGAGUACAUUGAUGAGACUUGGCCUAAUCUUGGUCCUCAACUUUUGCCCAAGGAUCCAUACCAAAGAGCUCAAGUUCGUUUCUGGGCUAGCUACAUCCAAGAGCUGUUGGACAAAUUGGGCAAAUUGAUUACUAAUGACAAGGAGGCGCAGAAGAAAGCAAUUGAAGAAAUUUAUGAGAAGCAAAAGAUACUUGAAGACGGGAUGAAGGAAUUUUUCUUCCCAACUGGGCAACCUGAAGUCAGUGUUGAAAAGUUGGGGAUUUUAGAGAUAAUGGUGGCAGUAACACUUGGAGCAUUCAAGAUUCAAGAGGAAGUGUUUGGAGUGAAAGUAAUUGAUCCGGAAAAAAACCCACUCCUUUUCUCAUGGGUGAAUGCUCUGAUAGAGCUGCCUGUGGUCAAGGAAAUUGCUCCACCUCGUGAGAAAGUGAUUGCUCUUUUUGAGUUUCUUUUGCAAAGGGGUAUCAAAUUGUAAUCCUGUUGAUCCAAACUGAAGAUGGAGCAUUAAGUUAUUCCGUUCCUCUGUCGGUUACUUAUUCUACGUUUUCUUGGGAAUCUUUUUAAUUGGCUUUUGUUUGUAGUUUACAGUAUUUUUCGUUAAUUAAUAAUACUAAAUCAUUUUAAGUCCCAAAAGGAUCACUUCAUACUUUUCUUGCCUUCCAUUAUAAUUGUCCCGGAAAGAGUAUCUAUAAUAAAAAUAAAAAUUUAGAUUAGAUAAUGAUUUUGAGAACGAUGGAAAUAAUGAAAUUUAUCACUUGUCUCCAUUUUUUUUUUUUUUUGGUGUUAAAUUGUGUACAUAUAAAGUAUAUAAUAUAAUGACAUAGCUGAGUAAAUUACAGUCAUUGGUUAAUAGUUAAAGCCG